AUGGGGUGCUGUGGCUGUGGUGGCUGCGGUGGUGGCUGUGGUGGCUGCGGUGGUGGCUGCGGUGGCUGUGGUGGCUGCGGUAGUGGCUGUGGAGGCUGUGGAGGUUGCGGUGGUGGCUGCACCACUUGCAGAUGCUACCGGGUUGGCUGCUGCUCCAGCUGCUGCCCCUGCUGCAGAGGCUGCUGCGGCGGUUGCUGCAGUAUCCCCGUGGUCUGCUGCUGCCACCGCUCCUGUGGCUGUGGCUCCUGUGGCUGUGGCUCCUGUGGCUGUGGCUGUGGUUGUGGGAAGGGCUGUUGUCAGCAGAAGUGCUGCCAGUGUAAGUGCUGCUGCCAGAAAUGUUGCUGCAAGAAGCAAUGCUGCUGCUAG
Molecule: messenger RNA, 366 nt
Organism: Myotis daubentonii (Daubenton's bat)
Lineage: Eukaryota; Metazoa; Chordata; Mammalia; Chiroptera; Vespertilionidae
Product: small cysteine and glycine repeat-containing protein 8-like
Source: RefSeq, a predicted model, not a curated record